Molecule: messenger RNA, 1527 nt
Organism: Knipowitschia caucasica
Lineage: Eukaryota; Metazoa; Chordata; Actinopteri; Gobiiformes; Gobiidae
Source: the annotation of a GenBank genome assembly
AUGAUGAAUAAAUACUCCACCGCCAACGCAGAGUCGGACUACACAGACCGAGAGACGGACCGCGAGGAGACGGACCGCGAGGAGACGGACCGCGAGGAGACCGAGCAGAACGAGGAGCAGGACUCUGAGGGAGAGGACCAGAGCUGUGCCACUGUCAUCACUCUGAAGCACGACGACUCUCAGGACGAAGACCUGGGGGAAGAGACGGGAGCCACGGGGCAGGACGGCCACCAGAGGGCGCUGCAGCUGCUCACAGAGGCCCCCAGUGGAGAGCUAUCUCUGCUGCUAGCUCAGAGCGACAUCCUGCACACGGGAGACUCCCGGCUACAAGAGGAAGGACACAGGCUACUGCAGGACAACAGGCAGGAGUAUGAAGAAAACCGUGAGUUUGUUUGGCGUCUGGCCCGCGCUCACAGCGACAUGUUCUGGUGCGAGGCCGAUCCUCAGAGACGCAGGGACUUGGCACAACAAGGUUUAGAGGAGGCGGAGCUUGCUCUUCAAAAGAACGGACUAAACAAAGACUGCCAUAAAUGGUUUGCUGUGUUGGCAAAUUUAACGGACGAUGGGAACAUGCACAGCAAACUCAGAAGCCUCCGCAUCCUGAAGGAGCACCUGGACCAGGCCCUGGCUCUCACCGACACCGACCCUCUCUGCUUCUUCCUGCUCGGAAAGUGGUGCUACCAGGUGGCGACUCUGGACUGGCUGGAGCGGAAAGCCGCAGCUGCCCUGUAUGACUCCGCCCCCAGCUCCUCUCUGCAGGAGGCGCUGCUCAACUUCAUGAAGGCCGAGGAGCUGAGUCCAGGGUUUUCAAAGACCGUCAGGCUCUACAUCGCGAAGGUGAGUGACUUUGGGCGCCUUCAUUUAUUUCUCUGGUUCACUUCAGGAAAAAGGCUUUGUAGAACCAGACAGAAGCACAAAGUGAAGCAGAGAGCGCCCAAAGUGAAGCAGACAGAGCCCAAAGUGAAGCAGACAGAGGCCAAAGUGACCCAGACAGAGGCCAAAGUGAAGCAGACAGAGGCCAAAGUGACCCAGACAGAGGCCAAAGUGAAGCAGACAGAGGCCAAAGUGACCCAGACAGAGGCCAAAGUGACCCAGACAGAGCCCAAAGUGAAGCAGACAGAGGCCAAAGUGACCCAGACAGAGGCCAAAGUGAAGCAGACAGAGGCCAAAGUGACCCAGACAGAGGCCAAAGUGAAGCAGACAGAGGCCAAAGUGACCCAGACAGAGGCCAAAGUGAAGCAGACAGAGGCCAAAGUGACCCAGACAGAGGCCAAAGUGAAGCAGACAGAGGCCAAAGUGACCCAGACAGAGGCCAAAGUGAAGCAGACAGAGGCCAAAGUGACCCAGACAGAGGCCAAAGUGACCCAGACAGAGCCCAAAGUGAAGCAGACAGAGGCCAAAGUGAAGCAGGCAGAGCCCAAAGUGACCCAGACAGAGCCCAAAGUGAAGCAGGGAGAGCCCAAAGUGAAGCAGACAGAGGCCAAAGUGAAGCAGACAGAGCCCAAAGUGACCCAGACAGAGGCAUAA